GGGCUUUUUGCUACAGCAAUCACAGCUGAAGGAAUUGCAUUUUCAUGCAUUUCCAUUUUGCCUGACACUAGUCGUUCCAGUAGUUUCUGAAGCACUGGAGCCUCAAUACUUCUAUGAUAAAUAUGGAUCACUUAGAGCAGUCGUGUAACGAGCUCUCUCUACCUGUCACGGAAAAAUGCAACCCUAUCAGUAGAGAUAUUGAUAGAGCGGACACCAAACAGAUGGUGCAAAUACUGAAAAGAUGCGAUGCUGAGAUUUUUCAAAAGAAAUUACAUGAUGAUCCUACUUAUCAGAGAGUUCACAGUCUGCCAGUCAUUCAAGCCAUGAUGAAUGUUGCCAAGAAGGUUGAAAUGUUUCUACGGGACCCAGAGGAGAGUUUGAUUGUUUUAAGUGGCUGUGGAACGUCAGGCCGUAUUGCAUUUCUUUUGGUGACAACCUUUAAUCAGAUGUUGAUCACCCAACAACACAAACAGAUCUAUUCAUACAUCAUUGCAGGAGGUGACAGGGCCCUGUUGACAUCACAAGAGGCUCCUGAGGACAACCCGGAGCUGGGAGCUCGCAUGCUGGACAAGGUUUGUGCUGGAAAGAAACACGUCCUGUUCAUUGGAAUAUCCUGUGGCAUCUCGGCACCGUUUGUUGCUGGGCAACUGGAUUAUUGUCUCAACCAUUUAGAUGUCUUCACUCCAGUCCUUCUUGGAUUUAAUCCUGUACAUAUGGCAAGGAGUGAUCCACUGCAGGACGGUUUAUUUAAUUUUAAAGAGGUUGCAGAGAGGAUGAUCGCAGAACAGAGACAAGAGAAAGCGUUCAUUCUAAAUCCUGUAUUAGGGGCUGAGGCAAUCAGCGGAUCGUCCAGGAUGAAAGGAGGCAGUGCAACUAAAAUCAUACUAGAAGCCAUCCUUCUGUCCGGACAUAAAGCUGCCUUCAGAGACAAGAUCAUAACGCCUGAAUGUGUGUCUGCCUGGAUCACAGCGAGUGAAAUGGUUUAUGAAAUCACUUAUUCGCACAGUGAUGGCCUGGACGCCCUUAUAUACAAAGCAGGAGAGAGUCUUCGGAUGGGAGGUCAUGUGUACUAUGUUGGAUGGCAAACGCUUGGCAUCAUUGGCAUGAUUGAUGCUAGUGAAUGCAUUCCCACGUUUGGAGCAGACUUUGGGGACGUCAGAGGUUUUGUCAACAACGGUUUCAGUGAAAUGAAAAAUAAAGAAGGCGAUCUUUCAUCUGUGGGUCCAGAGUUUGUAAUUGGUCACAAGGAUUUUGUGGACACCAUCUUACCAAGCUUAAGUCAAAAUGACAUGAUCUUAUUUCUGUUUACUGUAAAUGAUGACCUGCAUGAGGUGACAGCACUGGCGAAUCAAGUGAAGCGGAGGACAUCUAAUUUGCAUGCGAUUGCCCAUGACCUUGAGGAAAUAAUAGGCAACAUAUUUGAAACCGUCCUGAACUUCACAUGGCCUUUGUCUUCAGAUAAGGAGCACAAUGUUGUAAUGCGCUGGGAGCUUUCAACCAAAUUGUGUCUUAAUGCAAUCAGCACAGGAGCUCAUGUACUGAAGGGGAAAGUCUACAUGAAUUACAUGAUAGACCUCAGAGUGACAAACAGCAAACUGUACAGGAGAGCCAUACAUAUUUUACAGCACUUCACAGGCAGCUCCAAAACUGAGUGUGAAAGUGCUCUACUGAGAGCGAUCUACGGUACAGAUGAUCUGACUGAAGAGAUGACAUCAGCAGAUGUCCAAAAACACACAACCCUGGCCAAGAGAUGCGACAGAGUGGUCCCAACUGCGCUGGUGAUGAUACAGUGUGGCUGCACACUUGCCGAAGCAAAGCAUCAUUUAGAUUCUCAUCAGGUGAUUCGAGAUGCAAUAACUGCCUGCUUCAACUCCUCAAAGAGCAUGACUACUACAGACUACAAAUAACCCCCAAUGUAUUACUGAAAGACAUUCAUUAAACCUCAUUAAAUGAGAGUGGAAAUUCAUAAGAUAUUGCACGACUUGGCUCAUAUGAAAAGGUACAACUUUUAUUCCCUUAUGAGACCAACCAGUCAACAAACAGAGUUUCAAAUCGAUACAAUACAAGCAUUAAAUGUUAACUAGCCUCCAAUCUGUUUAUUUUAAGGAAAUUUUGGCUUUAGGGUUGAGGUAAGGGGUUAGACUACGGUUAAGUUUGGGUUAGGGGUUAAACCAUGGCAACAUGGUAACAACAUUGUCUGUUGGUUUGUACAUUUUUCUCAAAGGGAGUAAAAGUCAUACACUUUUAUAUGAGACAACGAUUAUUCUAAUCAUUACAAGUUUUUAUCAGACCGGGUUGCAUUAAAAUCACCGUAAAUUAUGAAUGACAAUACAAUGACUAUUCAUAUUGACCAUCCACUGAUUAGCUCCGAAAAGGUCACAAAAAUGCCAUCAAUUUCCAUAAAAGUUGUUCAUGCGACUUGUAUGCUAUUCCAAAUCGUCUAAAGGAAUACUUUUGUGUGAUUAACACUCAAAUUUCAGUCAUUAUUCACUGAAAAUCUAAAAAAAUGUAAUAAAUAAGAGCAUAUCUCAAAUCUUGAUGGCUUGUGGUCACUAUGGAUGCAAAAAAUGUAUGCAUUUGAUUAUUUUUGUGUUCCAAACACGACAAACCCGCAUAAAGGUUUAGAAUGACGUGGGUGAGUAAAUACUGAAAUAUGUAAUAAUGACAGAUGAUGAAAGGAAUUUCGAUUUUGGAGUGAACUGUCCCUUUCAGACAGAAUGCUUCAGAUAGUUUCACUUGGUUAUUGAAUACUCAAUUAUGUUACUAAUUUUCAUUGUGAGUAAUACAAAGCCUUUUUAAUACUGUACAAUUAAAAGCUAUGUACGCCAUGGCCUUUUGUUUUUGUUGUAAAAAUCCCAACUGGAUGACAUAAGGGCAAUUCUGAUCAUUUUUUCACCAAAGACUUCCUUGACACACUUAC
Messenger RNA from Xyrauchen texanus (razorback sucker), 2920 nucleotides. RefSeq names its product glucokinase (hexokinase 4) regulator (gene gckr). Gene Ontology annotation, biological process: carbohydrate derivative metabolic process; negative regulation of glucokinase activity; glucose homeostasis. Gene Ontology annotation, molecular function: enzyme inhibitor activity; carbohydrate binding; enzyme binding. Bases 114 to 1907 code for a protein of 597 amino acids. The record is from RefSeq and is a predicted model, not a curated record. Gene Ontology annotation, cellular component: mitochondrion; cytosol; nucleoplasm. NCBI's taxonomy places the organism in Eukaryota, Metazoa, Chordata, Actinopteri, Cypriniformes, Catostomidae. The transcript is spliced from 19 exons.